UGUGAAUAAUACUCGUAUUGUUUUAGUUUAAAAUCGCAUGCCUUUCAAAAAUAAUCUAAGAAAAAGUGAAGUGUGUAAUUUCGUAAAUCACUGAUGCAUGACCAAAUUGUUGCGAAAACAGUAAAGUGCCUCGUAGAAAAUGAAUAAAUCUACUAAGCAAAAGGCAUGUAUUGAAAUGUCUGGAUCCACGCUGAAAAUAAGAACAAAUACACUGGAACAGUCCGAUAUUAAAGGAGCGAUGACAAGUGAUAAAGAGCUAGGAUCAGAUGAAAAUCAAAAUACACUAGGAGGAAAUAUAUUAAUAGGAAAUUAUGAUUUUUUGAAAGAAUUGGAGAUCACCGAAAAUGGCAUGGAUAUCUUGGAUUUGAGCUCUUUAGCGCAACUUGAGAUUUUGAUAUGUAAUCACAAUAAAUUGAAGGAGUUGAUUAUUAACGGGAAAAAUUUGAAAACUCUAACGGCGAAACACAAUAAUCUCACUACAAUAACAGCAUUAUCACCUCCAACUAAGCUGGUGAAUAUUGACAUAUCACACAAUGAUUUCGAAGAACUACCGGAUUGGAUAGGUGCUUGCAACAAAUUAAACAGCUUAUACGGCGAUCACAAUCGACUGUGGACUAUUGACAAUAUAUUCACCAAAGACAGUUUUCAAGAAUUGUCCACAUUCAGCGUUGCCUAUAAUCAACUGGCUUCUUUGAACAGUUCACCAUUAAUUUUCGCUACUGUGUCGCAUUUAUAUUUGCAAUGCAAUAUGUUGCAAAAACUUCCAGAGAGCUUCUUUGCGAUAACUUAUAAAACCUUAAAGGUAUUGAAUGUCUCGAGUAACAAUCUGUACGCGAUUGAGCAAUGUCAUGCGCUGAAUGGCGUCUGGUGUUUGGAAGAGUUAUAUCUUUCAAAUAAUAAUCUCAAUGAGAGUAUAUUUCCAACUUUUGCCGAAGCAAAGAAAUUACGCAUCAUUUACGCAGCGUAUAAUUCGAUACGCGAAUUGCCCGAAAAUAUUAUACGAAGCUGGGGCGAUUUAGAAGUGUUGGUUUUAUCGGGAAAUAAAUUACAAAAUCUGCCGGACAAUAUUUGCGUGCUUACAAAAUUAGAAGCUUUGCGUUUGCAUUCAAAUCUAUUGUAUAAAACGCCAAGUCUUUCGAAAUUAUCGAAUUUGAAAGUCUUAGAUUUAGCACACAACCAUUUGGAUCAUGUAAAUCUUUUGAAUAUUAUGCCAAAGAAUAUAAAAUAUUUAGAUUUGUCGUGUAAUUUGCAAUUACAAUUCGAUGAGAAACAAGUACAGAUGUGCCAAAGUUUGAAGAAAAUGAGUUUAGUUGAUGUAUCUGGUAAGAAUCGGGCAAGCUUGCCGACAACGCAAUUGGAAGAAUUGAAGGAUAGCAACAGUUUGCGACAGCCAUGGACUGUAGGAUUCGCCGAAACAACUGGAAAAUGCCGAAAACUGCUGGUAAAGCAAAUACGCUUAUGCAACUUCGCAGAAGAUGAGGGACUCUUCGGCAUUCUUGAAACCGGGACUUUGGGUGCAGUCACCACAGCGUUAGUGAAUCUGGUGCCACAAAUAUUGAUACAUGAGCGGAGUGUAAAAGAAACAGCAAAGGAAUAUAUGAAAUAUACAUUGCUGUCAGUAUAUCAGCGUUUGGCUAGAGAGAAAGGAUGCGAAGAUAUGCAUAUUGCCUUAUGUCAUAUUUCGAAAGAAAGUGCAGGCUUCAAAGACUAUAUGCGCCCAAAGAGAACCAGACGGUACGUACUGCGUGUUGCAAGCAUUGGUAAUAUAGGGGCAUAUCUAGUGCGUAGAACAUCAACAAUAUGUUUGACAGGUGCUACCCAUAGUACGAAAAUUUCUAACAGCGAUACGUGCACUGACGGCAAAAUUUGUCGUAUCACUGAUCCCUCGAUACAUGAAACGUUUUUGAGUAACGAUGAUGAAUUCUUAGUAAUAUGCAACGCUCAUCUCUGGGGAGUUAUGGACAUUGAACUCGUUACUAAAGAGAUACGAAAGGAAGAAAAUAUAGUUUUAGCCGCAAAGCGGUUACAAGAUCUUGCUCAAAGCUUCGGUGCAGAUCAUAACCUCAGCAUUAUUGUCAUACGGUUCAAAUACAUUGGCACGGAUGUAGAUGAUUUAUUGAAAGAGCUGAAACAAACAGUACGCAAGAAUCCUAUAACACAAAACAUGAAUACCGAUGACAAACUUUCGUUAGGUAGCCAUCGCCUCAUUGGACGUUGUUCGCCACGCCAAAACUUAAUGGGAGGCAUAAUGAAAAGUGAUCGCUCCUCACCGAGUGGACAAAGCGAUCAUGUACAUAGCUAUCUUAAUAAAGGUGUUAAUAAUGAAGAAUAUGCUUUUGCGACAGAGCAUGUUAUAGAAGAAGAUGAUGAUUUGGAAAUUCUGCAUGAAACCGAUUCGGUGCUUUCAGAAGAACAAUUCAAGUGUUGGGAAUAUAUGUUGGAGCAAAACACUCAACUGCUGUUCGAUAAAGAACUCAAUACAAUAUCGAAAUCGAUUACGAAAAAUCCAAAAAAUGAAGUGGGUGUCGAGCUCAAUAUUGAACUGGAUAAAAGUGAAUACAAAGAAAACAAUUUAAUUAAAAAUAUUGGAAAUCGUUUCAUAUCGCACAGCUCGCCACAGCUGUUAUAUAGUGAAAUUAAGAAACCUCUCACAACAUUUACCCAUAAACAUCAGGAAAAACGUUUUCAGCGACAACAACAACAACAAAAACAACAACAAAUGUCUUUCUUAUCAAAGCACUUUGGUAGCUGCCGUUCAUUUCAAACCCAAUCUCGAUAUAACCUUUUUGAGUCGAAAAGCCAAAAUGCGGUAAACGUUGGAUUGUCUUCGAAAUGGAGUGGUGGCCCAAAUGCAGCCUAUUUUGGUUCGUUACAACGCUUGAUGCCAUACAAUUUGGAGUACGAUUUCACGGUAACACAGGAUCGCUCAGCCCUGAACGAAGAAGAUGAUGAUUUUAAUGAGCAAGAGGAUCGGAUGAAAAAAUAUUGGGGUAUAGCAACUACAGAACUGUAAAAUGCAGUAGAAAUACUUAUAUGAGAUGUGUUCGAAAAAAAGGUGAAUUUUAAUUUUUCUCAAAAAAUAUUUUUUUAUUCAUCAAUUUCUAAUUUAUCUCCUUCAAAGUAGUCCCCCUCAGAUAUAAUGCACUUGUGCCAGCGUUUUUUCCAAUCCUCGAAGCAGUUCAAAAAAUACAUAUUUUUGGUAUAUCCUUGAGCUCUCUCAGCGAUGCGGUUUUUAUCUCCUCAAUCGUUGUAAAACGCCGUCCUUUCAUGGGUCUCCUCAAUCUUGGGAACAGGAAAAAGCCCCUGGUGAAUACGGUGGCUGAGGCAUGAAAACGGUGUUGUUUUUGGCCAAAUAAUCUCUUAGAAACAGAGAUGAAUAAGCAGGUGCAUUAUCAUGAUGCAAAAGCCAUGAAUUUCUUCGUAUUGCAUCAUGCAAACGGCGCAUAACUUCAAGGUAAUACCUCUUUUUUACAAUACGACCUUGUGGUACGAACUCCACAAUGCACUAAGCCCUGGUAUUCGAAGAAAACAGUGCGCAAAACGUUGACAUUUCAUCGAACUUGGCGUUCGUUUUUUGGUCUUGGCUCUCUUCUGUCUUGAGACGAUUGGGCUUUGGUUUCGAUGUCAUAACCAUAUACCCAUGAUUCGUCAACCAGUUAUGAUUUUUUUAAGCAAAUCUGGAUUGUCGUUGACGUCAUUCAGCGAUUCCUGCACAAUUCUCAUGCGACAUUGUUUUUGGUCAAAAUCCAUCAAUUUUGGAACGAACUUCCCUUCAUGCCCAAAAUAUCCGAAAAGAAUGCAUGGCAUAUCCUCAGAAACUUCUCUAAUUGUGAUUCGACGAUUCUUCAUAACAAUUUUCUUCACUUUCUCAACAUUUUCAUCGGUUGUUGAUGUGCUGGGGCAUCCAGAGCGAGCGUCGUCAUUCACAUCUUCUCGACCUUCUGUGGAAAGCUUUUGUACCACUUGUAAACAUUUUUUGACUCAGAGUACUCUCACCGUAUGCCACUGCCAACAUUUCAAGUGUUUUUGAGCACUUAAUUCUAUUUUUUACACAAAAUUUUAUGCAAAUUUUUUGAUCAAUUUUUUUGUGAUAGCAGAAAAUCGCCGAACACGCAAAACUCUUCUCUUAUUUAUGCCUUACACAAACAAACUAAACAUGCCAUAUUGCUAAUACCGUGAACAUAUAUUCGAGACGAGAGUACGAACAUAAAAAAAAGGCGAAAAUUAUCGAAAGAUGAAUGUAUGUAGCUCGUGCAAUUUGAAAAUUCACCUUAUUUCUUGAACACGCCUCGUAUGUGUAUAUAAAUUUUGAAAGGCGUCUUUUUAUUUUGAAAGUAGCGAGAGCGUAUUAAGUUACAAAGAAGUUAUCUAUUAUUCAACUUUCGGGUUGUUCGAAAAAUGGGUUUUUGAAAAAAAAUGAAAAUAAACAGGUUGCCAUAAAAGAAAUCGUAAAAAUAUUGGCAAAAGCGGGACAACAAAUAAAACACUAUGAAUAAUAGGUAGGGAUGCCAUUAUUGGCUUUGUUGAGGUUUUAAUUAGUUCGAUUACUGAUGUCGAAUGGACUACAUUCGGGUUCGAAACUCCGCGCAUGAAACACCAAAGUGAUAGAAAAAGUGUUUUCUUAUAGCGGUUGCCCCUCGGCAGUCUAUGGCAAGCCUCCUUUCAGUCAUGAACAAGCUCCUCACGAAAAAGUAUCUGCCGUUCGGAGGUGUUAUAAAACGGCAUUUGUGGAACAACAUCAAUUUUUUUGAUACAAUGCACUGCUAAACGUUUGAUUUUUUGUUGUGAAUUUUAAUUUCAUAAUUGGAAAUAAACCGGGUCUUAUAGGCAUUCCUGACAUCUGUAGUGGAGGCAAAAUUUGUGGAAAAAUUUCUAAAGUUUAAAUUCACCGAAAAAUGUUGAGGAGUGCUAGUAAUCGAAAUGGAUGAGGUGAAGGAAAGUUGGCCUUAUGAAAAAUUUAUAAAUAUUUUUAUCAGGGUCACACUCUAGGCUUACACACUU
Molecule: messenger RNA, 5001 nt
Organism: Anastrepha obliqua
Lineage: Eukaryota; Metazoa; Arthropoda; Insecta; Diptera; Tephritidae
Gene: Phlpp
Product: protein phosphatase PHLPP-like protein
Exons: 3
Coding region: 140-3013 (957 amino acids)
Molecular function (GO): protein binding
Source: RefSeq, a predicted model, not a curated record